Messenger RNA from Acaulospora colombiana, 331 nucleotides. The record is from the annotation of a GenBank genome assembly. Lineage: Eukaryota; Fungi; Glomeromycota; Glomeromycetes; Diversisporales; Acaulosporaceae.
CUGCGGCAAAACACUGCGUCAAAUACAUCAAAGUUACGGCGCCUACUGGGAACCAAGAAAUCGGCAGUACAGUGGACGUGAAAUGGGAUACUACGGUACUUCCAUGUGGCCUCAAGCGCUCUGAUCGUGUUAGCGUCCGUAUCAGAUGCGUUGUUGAAUCACAAUGUGGAAGAGAGCAGUUCCCACCUGCAUCGGCUGUGCCGAGCGUGCCUUUCACGGACGGACACAAGGAGAUUAAUAUCCCUAAUGAUCCUACUCUUGUUAACACUACCUUCCAAGCGAUCAUCUUCGAUGAAAAUUCGGAUGUUUCGGGAUUUUCGGUUAAGUUUAA